AUGGCGAACAGCAAGGUUGGCAGAUUCUCAUCGAGCGCCCUCAAGUCUCUCAAAGCAGCCAAUCCGAGUCUAACAAUUGCAACAAGAUAUCAAAAUGAUCUUCUCGAGCCUUCACUUCCGAUCGUUAUGAUUCGCGUUGGUAGGGGGAAGAACACUACACCCUUUGCCAUUCACAAAAACGUCCUCGAACACUGCAGCCCAUUCUUCAAGUCCGUGUGGAAUCCUGAUCGGGAUACCAACACCACUCAUGGAACUAAUGCACGGGAAGACUCUAGUGGAUCUGAAACAGAAUCAGGAUGGGUACGAGUACCUGGUACCAACACGAGGCGCCUCAUCGAAUUCGAGCUCGAUGUCAACGUAGCGGCAUUCAGACUUUACGCAGAAUGGGUCUACUCAGGUUAUAUUCCGCAAGGUCCCUUGAGGGUCAAUGCUGAGGAUGUCGAUUUCUCUACUAUCGGUCAAGCAUACAUCCUCGGUGAGAAGCUCCAGGACGAGAAGUUCAGGAACGCAAUCGUCGACUUGCUUCUUGAAACAAUCAUUACGCAAGGCAAUAUGGACCUGACCCUACCGACACUCGUUUUCAAAGAAACCUCGGCCUCUGCACCUUUGAGAAAGCUUUUGGUCGACCUUUAUGUCUGGUAUGGACACAAGGACUGGCUGAAGCCAGAUGGCUCCAAGACAUCCACGUCUUCUGUCUUUCUUUCAGACCUGUCAGCUGCUUUCUUCGAUCGUCAUGACUAUGACGGAGUUCCCAAAGCCAACAUCCUAACUCUGAACGCCUGCAACUACCAUGAGCAUCCAGAUGGAAAGGUUUGUUCGAACGGUAUUAGCCACCCGCGAGAGAUGGUUGAGCUGGGAUCAGAACCAUAG
Aureobasidium melanogenum CBS 110374 is the source of this 870-nucleotide messenger RNA. RefSeq lists its product as uncharacterized. The transcript has 2 exons. The record is from RefSeq and is a predicted model, not a curated record. Bases 1 to 870 code for a protein of 289 amino acids. Gene Ontology annotation, molecular function: protein binding. NCBI's taxonomy places the organism in Eukaryota, Fungi, Ascomycota, Dothideomycetes, Dothideales, Saccotheciaceae.